UAUAUAUUUCCUUGGGUUAUUUUAAGGCACAUCUGGUAUCCUACUUGUCAAAUUUUCUUUUCAAGAAAUGGGCAUCAUUCGGUUUCCUUCUUUGAGUAGCAAAACGAAAAGCUUCAGCAAACUGCAAGGAUUAUGCAACCGAAACAAGUUGGAUGUUCCGAAAGGUUAUUUGGCUGUCUAUGUUGGAGAAAUUCAAAAAACUCGAUUUGUGGUUCCGUUAUCAUUUCUUGAACAUCCUCUAUUUAAAGAUUUGCUUCGGCGGUCCGAAGAGGAGUUCGGGUUUGACCAUCCUAUGGGUGGUCUAACAAUUCAUUGCCAAGAAGACAUCUUCACUAAUCUAAUUUCCAGAUUGCAUGUUUCAUGAUCCGAAUUGUUGUAGGUUGAUUUUUUUGGUUUUGUUAAAAUGAUGCUAGUUUUUAACACCAUUAGAGAAAGCUUCUAAACCAUGUAAAAAUCCCCUGCCAACACCCUUUUUUUGUUAUAAGGGGGUUAGUCAUUUUGAACAAUAAUGUAGGUGUUUAUGAUAUCAUUAGUUGUUGAAGGAAUACAUAGUUCUUUUCAUUGAGCAA
Helianthus annuus (common sunflower) is the source of this 569-nucleotide messenger RNA. RefSeq names its product auxin-responsive protein SAUR23. Gene Ontology annotation, biological process: response to auxin. The coding region runs from base 68 to 364 and encodes 98 amino acids. The record is from RefSeq and is a predicted model, not a curated record. Lineage: Eukaryota; Viridiplantae; Streptophyta; Magnoliopsida; Asterales; Asteraceae. The transcript has a single exon.